Molecule: messenger RNA, 1735 nt
Organism: Coregonus clupeaformis (lake whitefish)
Lineage: Eukaryota; Metazoa; Chordata; Actinopteri; Salmoniformes; Salmonidae
Product: POU domain, class 2, transcription factor 1-like
Exons: 2
Coding region: 6-371 (121 amino acids)
Source: RefSeq, a predicted model, not a curated record
ACACAAUGAUGGGAGUAAGCACAGGGAUGAACCAGGCUCUCAUCAGCAGCAAUCCCCUGGCCACAAUGCAAGCUCUGGCUGCCAGUGGUGGGCAGCUGCCCAUUUCCAGUCUUGAGGCUGGAGGUCAGAUGAUCCUAGGCGGGGCUGGGGUUCGCCCCUCCCUAUUCCUAAACCGCCACACCCUCCUGCCUAUGGCGUCCCACCAAGCGGGCGUGGGAUUGGUUGGCGGUCCCAGGGGCGCUUCUCCGCCCCCCGGCGCCGGCGGCAUGGACGUCGACUCCUGCUCCGCCUCUCCCUGCUCCAGCCCUGCCUCCUUCUGCUCGUUCAGCGAAGCCUCACCGCCACCGCUUGGCGGGGCCAUGACCGAGUGACAACGACACAACCCAAAGGAUCCUAUCAGAAGGAGGAGGAGGAGGAGUUUUAGUGGAGCUUUACAGAAAAACCUCGCCUUUCAACCAAAGCCAUCUCUCUCUCCCUCCAUUUGUCACCUCCGCUCUCUCUCCCGGAGUCUUUCGAAGCCAAAAAAUACACAGAUUGAAAGAGGAAGAAGAGAGCGAGGAAUAAUGGAGAGGAGGAGAGAACAGGAGAACGGGGAGAUUUAAACCAAAAAAAUUAUCUAUCUAUACAGUUGGAGAGGUGGCAUUGUGUAGAGUUUUGUCGGCAGUGAAUGCUAAUGUACAUUUACUCCUUUGGAAAAGAACAAAUGAGCUGAAAAAACUGGAUGAAAAAGAGGGCAGGGAUGAGAACUGAACUAAGACUUUGUGUGAGAAAUGGGUGGCAAGGACAGGAAAGGAAGGAAAGACUUUCAACAAGCUUCAGCGGAUAGAUGGAAAGAAAACCAAAUAAUAAAACCUACAAGGGAAAAACACACAAAGACAAAAAUGACAAACAUGCCAAAAUCUCCAAAACCGAAAUACCAAAAACUGAAACCAAAAAAACCGGAGAGAAAAGCUUUACUUAAAAGACUUAUGAUUCUGAUCUGUCCAGGAUCAGCACAUCAACCACACUCAAAAACGCCAAAAACAUGUAUCAUUUCAUCGUAAUAUGUUCUUUUUAAAUUUUGCAACACUUAUCUUUGUAUUUUAUAUGAUUUGAGCUAUGAUUUGAUAUAGGUAUCUUUAGUAGUGUCAGUCCUCCCACAUAUCUUUGCCUACCUCUCCAGUGGCUCUCCAGUUUCAACCUAUUUACAGUACGAAACCGUGUUGUGGAUUUAGCAGUCACCUCAGACAAUUAACAAUUAGUAACUUUACAACUUAUUUUGUGGUUUAUUUUCUUAAUCCAUUUCCAUUGUUUAUUUCAAAUGUUUCUCAUUGAAUCGUCAUGAUCAUCAUAAUUAUCAUCAUCAUAAUUAGGGUUAUUAACUUCAACAUUUGUUUAAUAUGAUGAGAUAUUGUUACCUCCUUUGUUUCAUAACUUCUUAUGUACAGUGGGGUCCAAAAUGAUUGACACCCUUGAUAAAUAUGAGCAAUAAUGACUGUGUAAAAUAAAUAAUUCAAAUACUGGGCUAUAUUCUAUGCUAAAUAAAUUAGGAAAUUAUAUUAUUUUAUACUAAUAAUUGCUCAGAGAAAGAGAUUUUGUUUAACAAGUAAUAAAAAAAAAUAAAAAAAAGAUGGGUCAAAAUUAUUGGCACCCCUGUUUUCAAUUCUCUAGCACCCUCUCCUUGCAAGGAUAAGGACACUGAGCCUUUUUCUAAAAUGUUUUAUGAGAUUGGAGAACACGUUGGGAGGGAUGUUAG